Periophthalmus magnuspinnatus is the source of this 1648-nucleotide messenger RNA. It is a transcript of the gene rhcgb, whose product is annotated as Rh family, C glycoprotein b. Bases 67 to 1524 code for a protein of 485 amino acids. The transcript has 11 exons. Gene Ontology annotation, biological process: ammonium homeostasis; ammonium transmembrane transport. The record is from RefSeq and is a predicted model, not a curated record. Gene Ontology annotation, cellular component: plasma membrane. Gene Ontology annotation, molecular function: ammonium channel activity. Lineage: Eukaryota; Metazoa; Chordata; Actinopteri; Gobiiformes; Gobiidae.
GCAGCUGUUUAAGACUGCUAAAGUUGUUUCUUCCUAUACUUUAGAAACUUUAAAACAAUCUAAAAAAUGGGUUCCGUUCAGAGUUUUAGGGAAAUGUGUGACGGCCCCAAAAAUACAAAUGUGCGAAUUAGUCUUCCAGCUAUUUGCUUUGUUUGGCAAAUAGCAAUGAUUAUCCUUUUUGGUGUUUUUAUCCGGUACGAUGGGGAGUCGGACGCACACUGGGUAGAGCUCAGGAAACACGAGAAUAUUUCGAGUGACAUAGAAAAUGACUUCUACUUCCGAUAUCCAAGUUUCCAGGAUGUGCACGUGAUGAUCUUCGUUGGAUUUGGUUUCUUGAUGACAUUCUUAAAGCGCUACAGUUUUGGCGCCGUGGGGUUUAACUUCCUAAUCGCGGCGUUCGGACUCCAGUGGGCGCUUCUGAUGCAGGGCUGGUUCCACUCUUUGGACUACACAGAUGGAAAGAUCAAAAUUGGAGUGGAAAAUUUGAUCAACGCAGACUUUUGUGUGGCCGGGUGUUUGAUCGCCUACGGAGCGGUGCUGGGUAAAGUCAGUCCUGUCCAGCUCAUGGUGCUCACUCUGUUUGGAAUCACUCUUUUUGCUGUUGAAGAGUUCAUCAUCCUCAGUCUUAUUCAUGCCAGAGAUGCUGGAGGCUCCAUGGUCAUCCACUGUUUUGGAGGUUAUUAUGGACUCACCAUCUCGUGGAUGCUCUACCGACCAAACCUGGACCAGAGCGAUCGUCUGCAUGGCUCCGUCUACCACUCUGAUAUGUUUGCCAUGAUUGGUACACUUUUCCUGUGGAUGUUCUGGCCUAGCUUCAACUCCGCCAUCACUGACCACGGAGACGGCCAACACCGAGCAGCUAUUAACACGUAUUUAGCAUUAGCCUCUUGUGUACUCACAACUGUGGCGAUCUCCAGUCUCACGCAAAAACACGGCAAAUUAGACAUGGUGCACAUCCAGAACUCUACUCUAGCUGGAGGCGUGGCUGUGGGAACGGCUGCCGAGUUCAUGCUGAUGCCCUAUGGCUCCCUGAUCGUCGGAUUCCUCCUUGGGAUCAUCUCUACACUGGGUUUCGUCUACAUCACUCCUUUGAUGGAGAGACAUCUUAAAAUCCAAGACACGUGUGGAAUCCAUAACCUCCAUGCGGUGCCUGGGCUCAUCGGGGGAAUCGUGGGAGCCAUCACAGCUGCGGCGGCGUCCGAGAGCGUCUACGGUCAUGAAGGACUCAUUAACACCUUUGACUUUGAGGGUAAGUUCAAAGACAUGGUGCCCACCCAACAGGGAGGACAUCAGGCUGCGGGCAUCUGUGUAGCUCUGUGCUUUGGCAUCGGAGGAGGACUCAUCGUUGGGUUUAUCUUACGUUUACCCAUCUGGGGGGAUCCCGCUGAUGACAACUGCUUUGACGACGAGCCGUACUGGGAGGUACCAGACGAUGAAGAAAGCAUUCCCCCAAUUUUGCAGUACAACAACCACAUGAGGAACAAGGAUGUAGUGGAGUCAAAUUUUAGCAUGGAGCAGAACUGACACAAUCCCUGCCUAAAUGUUGAAGAAGUGAAUUUCAGUAUUUCCAUAAAAUUCUAGAUCCUUUUUGAUUGAAAAAAUAUGUUUUAUGAAGCUGUGUUUUAAUGUUAAGAUUUCAGCUCAGACU